CCAUGCGAUCCGGCAGGAACGCCCCCCGGGAGCGCUUCCGCCCCGGCCCGGCUCGCCGCCGGAAGUGUGAUGUGGCCGCGAGCGGGUCGCCAUGUCUGCCAUCUUCAACUUUCAGAGUCUGCUGACUGUAAUCUUGCUGCUUAUAUGUACAUGCGCCUAUAUCAGAUCCUUGGCUCCCAGCUUACUGGACAAAAACAAAACUGGACUACUGGGAGUAUUCUGGAAAUGCGCCAGGAUUGGUGAACGGAAGAGCCCCUAUGUGGCUGUGUGCUGUGUCGUGAUGGCCUUCAGCAUCCUCUUUGUCCAGUAGCAACUGGAGCGUGUCCCCUAUUCCCUACUAUCAAACAGCAAAGCACGGAAGAACUUCUGACAAAAAAAGAUGGGAAAUUGUCAUCGUAUUUCCUCUGCAACAUGUUGGAUAGCCUGACCAAUGGAUGACUUCCUGCUCCUGCAAAUGGACCAUCACGUACAGUGUUAGUGACCAUAAUGUAACUAACUCUAACUAAGAUGACAUGUCCUUAUUAAUGUCAGACACUCCCAUCCAACUCUGAGAAGAGUGUCUGUUGUGUAUCUGAGUUUCAGGGGAGCUUUUCUCAGACCAUGCAUUUUAAUUUUUAAAUUAAAUGUAAAAAUUAUAAAUCUAGCAAUAAGACCACUCUUAUAAGAAUAAAGAACAACAUGAUUCUGGGACAUAUUUACAAAAGUAUUUAUAGUUCUUACUGCCUGAACAAGUCUUGUCAUUUUGUGAUAGCUUACAUGCUAAAAAUACAACCUCUGGCCUACAUUACAUCAGCUUUUGUUUUCUAAACUUGCAGUUCCUCAUAUAAUUAUCAUAUUUUGUUGUUGUUGUUGUUGUUUAUUAAGAUAUUAAUGUGGUAGGGACCAUAAUUUCAGUGAUGUAUGACUAGCUGCUGAGAAGGCACUGAUUUGAGAUGUGAGAACAUGGACGGCUCUGACUUAAAUAUCAUGCAUAUUCACUUCUAGAGAUGUAGAUCUCAGGUAAAUCAGUCCCCAACUUUUUUAAGUUGUUGCUUUUAAUACAAUUGUUACAUCAGAUGAAAGUUAGCUUCUUAGGAGUCUGCAGAUACGGAAGUUGCAUGUCCCAGUAUUCUAAAGCUGAAUUAUACUAGAUACACUCUUUAAGUCUUACAGAAUAGGUUACCUUUAGUAAUAGUAUCUUAUUUUCACAGUGCUCAACAGGUGUGUUUAAACCAGACAACUACAUGACUUUAUAUUGCAUUUGGAAGAGUUGUCUGUUGGUAGUAUAUUUUGUUUUGCUGAACAGGUGUGUGAUGAGAAUGAGCUAAGCUGGCAAUAAACACACUGAAAGUUA
Molecule: messenger RNA, 1333 nt
Organism: Pogoniulus pusillus (Red-fronted tinkerbird)
Lineage: Eukaryota; Metazoa; Chordata; Aves; Piciformes; Lybiidae
Gene: TMEM167A
Product: transmembrane protein 167A
Exons: 4
Coding region: 92-310 (72 amino acids)
Biological process (GO): intracellular transport; protein secretion
Source: RefSeq, a predicted model, not a curated record